ACUUUACUCUAUUCAUAGGCAUACACACUAAUAUUUAAAAAUAAAAAAUUUAACCAUGGCUACACAAGUUUUUCUCCCUUUGUGGUUCUUCUCUAUGAUCACAUAUUUCCUUUCAACAAAGGCUACUAUUGAUAACUACAUCAUCCAUAUGGAUUUAUUAGCCAUGCCUAAAGCCUUCUCUAGCCACCAUAAUUGGUACAAAGCUACCCUUUCACUGGCAAUGAAAAAUGACCAUAAUACCCCUCUUCCCUCUAAUAAGCUAAUCUAUUCCUACAAAAAUGUCAUGAAUGGUUUUAGUGCAAGUUUGACACCUCAAGAGCAUGAACUCAUCAAAGCCUCACCAGGUUACAUUUCUUCAAUUCUUGAUGCCCAAGUCAAACUCCACACAACACACACUCCAAAAUUCCUUGGCCUUAAUCCAAGUUUUGGUGCAUGGCCUAAUUCACAAUAUGGCAAAGAUGUAAUUAUUGGUUUGGUGGACACUGGGGUUUGGCCAGAAAGUGAGAGCUUCAAAGAUAAUGGUGGAUUCACCAAUGUCCCUUCAAGAUGGAAAGGUCAAUGUGAGAAUAGCAUCCAUUUCAACUCAUCAAAUUGCAACAAGAAACUCAUUGGUGCUAAGUUCUUUAACAAAGGGUUGAUUGCAAAGAACCCUAAGAUCAAGAAGAUAUCCAUGAACUCUACCCGUGACAUUGAAGGCCAUGGUACUCAUACCGCAUCGACUGCUGCCGGUAGCAGAGUUUAUAAUGCAUCAUACUUUGGGUAUGCAACUGGAACAGCCACAGGAACAGCACCAAUGGCACGUUUGGCUGUGUACAAGGCCUUAUGGGAAGAAGGUGCUGUCUCUUCAGACAUAAUUGCAGCCAUUGAUAGUGCAAUUGAAGAUGGUGUUGAUGUUCUUUCACUCUCAUUUGGUUUUGAUCGUACGCCUUUGUACACUGACCCUGUUGCAAUAGCCACGUUUGCAGCCGUGGAGAAAGGCAUAUUUGUUACCACUUCUUCAGGGAACGAUGGACCUUUCCUUGGAACACUUCACAAUGGAACACCUUGGGUUAUAACCGUUGCUGCUAGCACUGUGGACCGUGAGUUUCACGGAACAAUAACAUUAGGCAACGGUGUUGAAAUUACCGGAUUGUCCCUCUAUCCGGGUCCUGAUGUAAUUAGCCACACUUCAAUAGUGUACGACAUGGCGUUUUGCAACGACACUAAUGAGCUACACAAAGUUAAGGACAAGAUUGUUGUGUGUGAGGAAAAUGGAUUAGUCUCUCUUGAUGAUCAAUUUUUCAAGGUUGAAAAUUCGAAAGUGUUUGGUGCUGUGUUCAUAACAAAUAGUAGUGACAUCUUGUUCUACUUACAAAGCAGUUUCCCAACACUUUUUGUUAAUCCCAUGAAUGGUAAGAUUAUUAAGGAUUACAUUAAGGUUGGUGGCAAUGGUUCAAAAGCUAGCAUGUCUUUUAAGGAAACAAUUUAUGGUACAAAACCAAACCCUAGUGUUGAUAGUUAUAGUUCUAGAGGGCCAUCGUAUAGUUGUCCAAAUGUUCUGAAACCGGACAUAGCGGCUCCCGGAACGUUGAUCUUGGCGGCGUGGCCGUAUGCGACUCCGGUUGCGCAAUUGGGAUCCAAAAACCUUCUGAGCAAUUUUAAUCUGUUAACUGGAACAUCAAUGGCAUGUCCUCAUGUUGCCGGCAUAGCUGCCCUUCUUAAGGGUGCAUACCCUCAAUGGGACCAUUCAGCAAUAAGGUCGGCAAUAAUGACAACUUCGGAUAUAUUGGACAACACAAUGAAACACAUCAAAGACCUUGGCAAUGGUAAGAAAGCAACUCCUCUAGCCUUAGGAGCUGGUCAUGUCAACCCAAAUAAAGCACUUGACCCUGGCCUAGUUUACAAUCUUGAGGUGCAAGAUUAUGUGAACCUUCUUUGUGCAAUGAAGAUGACACAAAAAGAGAUCAAAGCAAUCACAAGAAGAUCUUCAUACAAUUGCCCUAAAAACCCUAAAUUGGAUCUUAAUUACCCUUCUUUCAUUGCUUUCUAUAAUGGAAAGAAACCUUCUUCUAAUAAUGAGUCAAAGACAUUAGUUCAUGAAUUUCAUAGAACAGUUACCAAUGUUGGGGAGGGACAUGCUAUCUAUGUUGCUAGUGUUACACCAAUAAAAGGGUUCCACGUCAGCGUGGUCCCAGAAAAGUUGGUGUUCAAGAUGAAGAAUGAGAAGCAAAGUUACAAGUUGAGGAUUGAAGGUCCAAAAUUGAUGAAGAAGCAAAUUGAUUUUGGGUAUCUAAGUUGGACCGAUUUGAAGCAUGUUGUGAGAAGUCCUAUUGUGGUCACAAGCCUGCCCUCCACUUAGAUCAUCAACAUAUUUAAGUUUUACCAAAGAAAGUAGUGGUUAUUACUAUCUAUGAAUCAAUUGCAAUUAGUAUUUAUAUAUAUUACUAUUAUGCAUAAAAUUGAUAAAUAAUAACCACUUCCCAAUUCUUGUUAUCUGAUGACUAAUUCGGUAAUUAAUAAUUAUGAAUG
Arachis ipaensis is the source of this 2508-nucleotide messenger RNA. NCBI's taxonomy places the organism in Eukaryota, Viridiplantae, Streptophyta, Magnoliopsida, Fabales, Fabaceae. The record is from RefSeq and is a predicted model, not a curated record.